This is a messenger RNA of Penicillium waksmanii, 1698 nucleotides long. RefSeq lists its product as uncharacterized. The record is from RefSeq and is a predicted model, not a curated record. NCBI's taxonomy places the organism in Eukaryota, Fungi, Ascomycota, Eurotiomycetes, Eurotiales, Aspergillaceae. Gene Ontology annotation, biological process: transmembrane transport; carbohydrate transport. The transcript has 7 exons. Gene Ontology annotation, molecular function: carbohydrate:proton symporter activity. The coding region runs from base 1 to 1698 and encodes 565 amino acids. Gene Ontology annotation, cellular component: membrane.
AUGGCACCUCUCAUCGCUGGAGAGUCGGCCGUUUCGGCCAAGCGAGCUGAGCUCGCUGGCAAAGGAGGAAUUAUGGGACUCCUCAGUAAUAAGAAGACAUCGGCGAUCGGACUAUUCGCGUCGCUUGGUGGACUGGUGUACGGAUACAACCAGGGCAUGUUCGCCCAAGUUCUGACAAUGAACUCAUUCGUCAAGGCCACAGAUUCAUAUGCCAAGGGCACUGGUAUUGAACAGGGUAUCUUGACAUCAAUUCUGGAGCUUGGUGCCUGGGUUGGAACCUUGUUCAAUGGAUAUCUUGCUGACGCGGUUGGUCGCCGGCUAACUGUAUUGAUCGCGGUCUUGGUAUUUUGUGUUGGUGUGAUCGUGCAAGCCUGCACGGAGAACAAGGACUUUGUGUUUGCUGGUCGCUUUGUAACAGGUCUGGGUGUUGGUAGUUUGAGUAUGGUUGUGCCGUUGUACAAUGCAGAGCUGGCCCCACCAGAGAUUCGUGGAUCCCUUGUUGCGGUCCAACAGCUUGCCAUUACCUUUGGUAUCAUGGUUAGCUUCUGGAUCGGAUAUGGCACCAACUACAUCGGUGGCACUGGCGACACCCAAUCCAAUGCAGCUUGGCUCGUCCCAGUUUGCAUCCAGCUCUUACCUGCGAUUACUUUGGCGGCUGGUAUGAUGAUGUUCAUGCCACAGUCACCACGCCAUCUGAUGAACACUGGGCGCGAGGAGGAAUGUCUACAGACCCUUGCCCGACUGCGUGGCGUCUCAACAGACGACAUACUCGUGCGCAUCGAAUUUCUCGAAAUCAAGAGUCUUCAUAUGUUUGAGAAGGAGGUUGCGGCCGAGAAAUAUCCUCAGUGGCUGGACGGCUCGUUCUCCAGUCGCUUUAGGAUGGGAUUGGCCGACUAUGCGUCGCUCAUCACAAACCCUUCGCUUUUCAAACGUACAACUGUUGCGUGCCUGAUCAUGGUGUUCCAACAGUGGAAUGGAAUCAACGCCAUCAAUUACUACGCGCCUUUCAUCUUCGACAACAUGGAACUACCCGGCAACACAACCUCCUUGCUGGCUACCGGCGUUGUCGGUAUCGUCGAGUUCAUCUUCACCAUCCCUGCUGUGCUGUGGGUCGAUCAAAUCGGUCGUAAGAAGAUCUUGAUCACCGGUGCGAUCGGAAUGGCCGUCUGCCAUUUUAUCGUUGCAGGAAUCAUUGGCGCAUACCAGGGUGAAUUUGGCGAAAACAGGGCGGCUGGAUGGACGGCGAUUGUUUUCAUUUGGAUCUUCGUCAUCAAUUUUGCCUACUCUUGGGGACCUGUCGCAUGGAUCGUCACUUCAGAGGUAUUCCCCCUAAGCAUGCGGGCCAAGGGUGUUAGUCUGGGAGGCAGCAGCAAUUGGUUGAACAACUUCGCUGUCGCGACCGCUACUUCUCCCUUUAUCGAAGUUUCUACUCUAGGAACUUUCAUUUUCUUCGGCUGUGUAACCACUGUUGGUGUUUUCUACGUCUACUUCUUUGUUCCCGAGACAAAGGGUCGCACAUUGGAGGAGAUGGACGAUCUCUUUGGUUCGACAGGAAUGGCCGCCGCUGACGCAGAACGCAAGCAUCGCAUCGAGAGUGAAGUCGGUCUGCUGGCUCUGGUUGGAAUGGAAAGUCCGGAAAGCGAGAAGCAUGUCGAGACAACUGCUGGCAGUGAGGAGUUUGUCGAGACAAAGGAUUAA